CUAAUACCUCAUUUGUUUCAACAUUAGAACGUACGUCCCAAUUGAAUCAAGUAUUCUUAUCAAUCUUAAGUUCCUUUGGAAACCUGAAAGCUGUUUUAUGGACAGUGCCACAGACACCAAUGCUGAUUUGCUGA
Ambispora leptoticha is the source of this 134-nucleotide messenger RNA. The record is from the annotation of a GenBank genome assembly. NCBI's taxonomy places the organism in Eukaryota, Fungi, Glomeromycota, Glomeromycetes, Archaeosporales, Ambisporaceae.